Prunus persica (peach) is the source of this 1343-nucleotide messenger RNA. Its product is annotated as probable WRKY transcription factor 29. The transcript is spliced from 2 exons. The record is from RefSeq and is a predicted model, not a curated record. Gene Ontology annotation, biological process: regulation of DNA-templated transcription. The coding region runs from base 62 to 1003 and encodes 313 amino acids. NCBI's taxonomy places the organism in Eukaryota, Viridiplantae, Streptophyta, Magnoliopsida, Rosales, Rosaceae. Gene Ontology annotation, molecular function: DNA-binding transcription factor activity; transcription cis-regulatory region binding. Gene Ontology annotation, cellular component: nucleus.
AUAUUUUCUUCACAAUCCAAAGUCAGCUGCCUACUCUCUCUCUCUCUCUGGUUUUGUGUGCAUGGAGAACUGGGAUUUGCAAGCUGUGGUGAGAGGAUGCAAUACCACUGCCAAUAUUGAUGAAGCCAUGGAGAACUCUCAAAUACCAUAUUGCUUUGCUCCAUUAAGCAUUGAAGAAGAAGAUGACUUUUUCCAUGCUUUGCCUCAGCUGUUUGAAGCCACAGCAGCUUUAGAUGAAUUGGAGGAGCUUUACAAGCCAUUCUAUCCAGUUUUGCAACCCUCAGCCCCACCAGUCAUUCUUGCCUCCUCCAUGUCUGUUCCCCAAGAGGCCAUCACUGUAGAAGUACCGAAGAAGCUGAAGGAAUCAUCAACUGUCUGUAAAAAAAUUAGGAAGAAUCAGAGCAAAAGGGUGGUGAAAGAGGUGAGAGCAGAAGAGCUUUUUUCAGAUGUGUGGGCGUGGCGUAAAUAUGGGCAAAAACCCAUCAAGGGAUCGCCAUAUCCGAGGAGCUAUUACAGGUGCAGCAGCUCAAAAGGAUGCUCAGCAAGAAAACAAGUGGAAAGGAGCUGUUCCAAUCCUGAAACCUUCAUCAUAACCUACACUGCAGAACACAACCAUGUCCAUCCGACUCGUCGAAACUCUCUUGCCGGAAGCACUAGAUCCAAGUUCCCAUCAUCUAAAAACAAAGACAAGUGUAAAAGUUCUUUGAAUUCUCCAGCCACGACCAAUUUGGCGGCUUCCAUUGAAGAAGAUCAUGAUGUGCAAAGCGCAAGUACUAGUACUGUAAAAGAGGAGGCACAAUUGUUGUUGGAAGAGGAUGAAAUUAGUCAUGAAAAUGUCAUGUUGGAUGUGAUGUUGAGUGAUGAAAUUAUCCCAAGCUUAGAGGAUUUGGAUAGAGAGUUGGAACCAGUUAUGGAUGGUUGGUUUUUGGAUCAAUUUUCGGAUAAUUUUCCAAGUCCUUGGUUCAAUAUUGGUCACUCUAAUACUGUAACAGGUGCUUGCUGAUUCACCAAGAAGUCAUACCAAAGAAGAGAAGCAACAUUUGAUUGUAUAUCAGCAAUUUGUAUCAUCUGUUCUCUUCCUAGUCCAUUCAAUUUUUCUUUUUCUUUUUUAGGUCCAGCUUCAUAGAUACUACGAUAAUUUCAGAAAUCGAACAGAAGAUGCGAGCUGCAAGUCAGCAAAUUUGAUGAGUUCAAAUUAAGUUAGCCGAUUUAAAAUAAUUUAUAAAGAUGAAUUUGUAACUAAUCUCAAUAAUUAUGUGUAUUAUUAUUAUAUGUGGGCAUGGAUAGGAUGACACCAUCUCUCAUUUUCAAUAAUAUAAUUGCUGUGAAGGAUGCACCAUCAA